CUUGUGUUGAGGCAUCAGACCCGCGCCCGGUCGAAACAUACUUUAGCAGACUUUGGUUUACGAGUGCACAGCACACAUUAACAGUUAUUUCUUUCCUAUUGCUGAGGGAAUACACAGGCAAAGAGAAGGCUGGAGCUGGAAGUUGGUGACCCGCAGGACCUUCAAGAUGGUGGCAGGACUGCCAAAGCUAAAAAACCCAUGGCCUGUCUGUCCCACACAGCAGAAAAGGCUCCCGCCCCCGAUCCCAUAACAUGCACCACCCUGCUGGAGAAGUCACGCUAUGACACCUCUCUUGGCUUCCUGACACGGAGGUUUGCAGAUAUGCUGAGCCGCUCCUCCGACGGGGUGUUGGACCUAAACAUUGUCGCCCAGGAACUCAAUGCCCCCAAGAGGCGCGUCUAUGAUGUCACUAACGUCCUUGAGGGGAUCCAGCUCAUCAAAAAAAAGUCUAAAAACAACAUUGAAUGGUUGGGUGGUCAACUGAUUGCUCAUGGAACUGAAGAGCUGAGGGCUCUCAUUGAGCAGGAGAGGAAGCUGGACGAGCUGAUCGAAAGCUGUACGCGGCAGGUUCACCAGAUGUGUGGGGACCAUCACAGUCAGAGAUUUGCCUAUUUGACGUAUGAGGAUGUUAAAAGGAUCCCCAGUCUUAAAGAACAGACCGUGAUUGUGAUCAAAGCCCCUGCGGAGACAAAACUGGAGGUCCCACAUCCAGAGGAGAGCCUCCAAGUGCACCUCUGCAGCACCCAGGGGCCCAUCGAGGUGUUCCUCUGCUGUGAUGACCCCAUCCAUAUGGAUGCCGCAGACGCCUCUGUGGGCAAUGGUAGCCACUUAAGCUCGUCCGCCAAUGGGAAAGAGUCCGUCCCCAUCUCGCUUUUCUCGUCCUUCAUCCAGGUGUCCUCCAAAGACGAUGCUAACAAUACCUCCGGAAUCAAUAGUAUCUACAACCCGCAGUCCAAUCCAACACAACAUUUAUCACCGGUUUCUGUCACCCCUGUCUCCCCCAUGCCCACCUCCCUCACCUCCUUCCAACCCCCCUCUGAUGACCAACAGAGCUUUGUCACCCUCACUCCACCCCUGGCCUUCUCUCUUGAUGGGGAGGAAUACCUCCUGAGCUUGGCUGAGAAUGAGGGCAUCACUGACCUUUUCUCCUCUGUUGACAUGGAUCAAUUGCCCGUGGAUAUGCCCCUCCACUGAGCAGCCUUUUUGGAAAUUCAAUAAUUUUGGAGGGGAUGGAUAUCUUCACACAAACAGGAUAUCACGGGGAAGCUAAAUAAAAGAACAAAGCGCUGCUUUGAAUGUGAUUUUUUUUUUUUUUUUUUUUUACGUUUGCUUAUCCUGAAAAAUGUGACUGAGAUUUACUGACACUCAGGUAUGUGAAGGAGGAUGUAACCCGAAAGCAUCACAUUGUGACGACCAUAUACUUUUAAAUACCAAGUUAGAUCUUCUAACUACUCACUUCUACUCGCUGUCUUUUGGAUUUGAGAUGAUAUACAUGUUGUCAGACAGAACACUGUGUUUCAGAGCUUUAAUCACUUACAUGUGUGGAUUUCCUUUUUCGAAGUUCAAACUGUGCUGUCUGAACACAGGACUUAUUCUUGACCCAGCAGUGCUAGUCCCUGCAGUGAUGGUCUCGAAAGACACCGUGGAUCAUAGUUUGCGUUGUGAACACAAAGGAACCUUCACAGCACAGCUGGAACAUGUAAACAUCUGUGUAGCAUUAUGAGUUGCUGAUGUUUUCUGCAUUGAAAGCAGGCCCCUGAGACUUUUCUGCUUGUGUUGGACUUUGGCAAAAGGUACCACUGCGGAUGGCGUUUGUGCACACUACAACUGUAUGUUUAAUAAUGCUGUGGUUUUUAUGGUAAUUCCUCGUUUUGUGUCCGAGUUUCCUCGCCACUCAGCUGCUGAAUACUGAUACUAAUACAAGAUUACACUCUGUGCCUCUUUCCAGAGGGUUAGUCCCUCAUCACCUUGCACUGAUACUGAAAUAACCCUCACGCCUUGUGUUUCCUCCACUACUUGGGAUGCACUGAUCUGUUCCUGCCUCAUCAUACCUCAGCUCAGGUUAUCAGAUAGCAAGUACCCAUCUGAAAACAGUGAUCCCAAAUUAAAAACUAUAUGUCACAGCGUUUUUUUUUCUAAGGUAUCAUGAGGCCUGGGAUUGCUGUAGCUCUUAAAACUGAGUUGAUGCCUCAGUAUGUCUGAACGAUGUAACUGGAUACACUGAAUUUUAUAAUGACACUGACAAACUGUAUUUAAAGGGAAUCAGUCAAGUCAUAGCUGAUACCCGAUUCAUAUUGGAUUGAUGGAUUGAUUUCUGUCUGCUGUGCCAGUGAAAUUACAACAUAGCUCAGUCUCUGACUGGCUUUUUGCUUCAUAGUUUUCUCAGGGCUCUAGGAACUUCUACUAGAGGUGCAGUUUUAUAUAUUAGAGGCUGAAUCACUCAAAACUUUAUGGUGCUUCCCAAAGUUUGACAUGAUACUUUUUGAGUUCCUGAUUUGAUAUCAGUGCUUUGUCCACAACAUUAUUGCAACACUCCUUUUAUUAUCAGUGGAAAGUCUUACAGUUUUCCAUUUUACUGACCUUGUUUGAGACGUCAAACAUCUCAGCAAGUAACUUUCUCAGGUAGCAAAACAGCUCGUCUUCACCCAUGUUGCUGUUUAGAGGCAUGUGUUUUGUCUAUGGACAACACGCUGAAAAACCAAAAGCAUUGACUUGCCUGAGAAACCUGUCCUUGAUUGCAGAGAAAUUUUAAGUGUGACAGUCCUUGUCAGGUGAAUGCAGCUCUCGUAACAUAAACAACUGUCUGUCAUCAACCUUGGGGAGUGACAAUACUUCUGUUGAUGAAUAGAGUGAUUUAUUGUCUGAUACUGAACCCUUGUAUGCCAGCUUGAGCUUCAUCUCUUAUGAAUGCAGAAGACUUGGUUGCGCUUAACAUUUGGUCAGAAUCUCAAAUACUAUGGUCACUGCUGGGAAAAGCUUUUAGCAGUGAACUGUCAGAAAUGACAAGGUUGUUUUUCUUAACAUUUCUCCUAAAAACCAAGUUCAGGCAAUGUGCAGAGCUCAAAGCAUUAGUUAUCAACAGAAAAAUAAUCUGCAUCUAUUUUGAUUAUUGACUAUUUUAAUCUUUUUUUAGGCAAAACGUCAAAUAUUUGCAGGUUUCAGCAUCUUAAAAGUCAAUAAACAACAACUAAUCAUCAGCUGAAUCCAUAAAGAUCUAAGCCACUGUGAAGCACUGAAUGGCUAACAGCUGUUGAAAUGGAAGCUGAUUGAAGAAUAGCUCUGAAUAACUAGCCUGUUUGUGGGAGUAAUGUUACGCUGAAAACCAACACACGACAGAUCUAAUGUAGACUUGUGUUGUUUUACUUGCUGCUCAAAGCUUCAUGUCCUGGAUUUUCUUACAUCCAACGAGAUUUUUCCUCAGUUGAUGACUGUGCACCAAGGCUGUGCCUUAUGCACCUUUGUGCCUACAAGACCUUGAGGUCUAAAUUGCUUUUACGUAGCUCAAUUUCUUAGUUCUGGUGAAAGUACUGUAUGAAACUGAAAUAAAUGGAGAUAUGCCUGGUGAUAUGAGCUCAGAAAGUACUUGUUCACUCAUCGUCACUCAUUCCCAUAGUGCUUUGAUAAUUUCUGUCUCUGUUACUUGGACUCCAAAACAAAUCACUCAUUUUUUUUAACAAUCACUCAUGAAGGCAUUUACAGUUGUUCUGUGUUCAGUUUGUUUGAAAUAAUGACUAGCUUUUAAUCAAUUUAGGAAAUCAUUAAGUUAAUCCAUUGAAGAAAUUGGUCCGUUGAUGUUCUCAGUUGUCUGAGGUAUUGAAGUUACAGAUGCAGUGUACGCCUUUAUCUUUAUAUGUUUUUCCAUAAAGCUUGAUUUUCCUCUGUCCUCACACUGCAGUACUAAUCUGUAAUUUGACCGUGCUACACUAACCUCGAGAUUGAAACACUGUUUGACCAGUUAUCACUGACUGACUGACUUUAUCUCUGAGAUACAGAUAACUUCUACAUUAAGCUGUUUCUUGUUCCUCAGUUUACAGUAAAGGCCACAGUUUUGUGUAAUAAGGAGAUGUUUGAACAAUAUAAAAAAUGAAUAAAAUGUUCCUGGUAACAAAGUUUAUCUAGCAUUGUUUUCAGCAGCUGUGAUUGGCUGAGUGAUAUAAUACAAGGUUGUGGGGUGUCUUGUGCUUUUUUUUUUUUUUUUU
Messenger RNA from Toxotes jaculatrix (banded archerfish), 4199 nucleotides. RefSeq names its product E2F transcription factor 3 (gene e2f3). NCBI's taxonomy places the organism in Eukaryota, Metazoa, Chordata, Actinopteri, Toxotidae. Gene Ontology annotation, cellular component: RNA polymerase II transcription regulator complex. Gene Ontology annotation, biological process: regulation of transcription by RNA polymerase II. Bases 199 to 1194 code for a protein of 331 amino acids. The transcript has 7 exons. Gene Ontology annotation, molecular function: protein dimerization activity; DNA-binding transcription factor activity, RNA polymerase II-specific; RNA polymerase II cis-regulatory region sequence-specific DNA binding. The record is from RefSeq and is a predicted model, not a curated record.